Cladocopium goreaui is the source of this 7539-nucleotide messenger RNA. Lineage: Eukaryota; Dinophyceae; Suessiales; Symbiodiniaceae. The record is from the annotation of a GenBank genome assembly.
AUGUCCCUUGCAGGAUUGAGGUAUCAGUCCACGACCUUUGGCACGGCACCUCAAGAGACCAAAUCUGGGUCGUACAUCUACUCAGGUAGCCCUAGUGGAUUCCAUGAGUGGGAGUUCAGGACCAAGAUUCGUGUGGAGUUCCUCAAGCAGAAGAUCAAGAAGAAGGUUUUGGAGCACAGGACCAAAUCUACGUCGACUUCACCUGAACGAGGACGGGCCGAGAGGAGCCCCGUCGUAGGACGAGGAGAGGAAGAUGAAGCCCAGAGUGACCCAGGAAGCCCAGAAGAUGGACGAACUGGACGUGAUGGACAGGGAGAUGGUGAGCAGGAGGAGGAGCGUUCUGACUAUGCUUCACCUCGUGCCGCGCCUAGCUUCCCAGGCUCAGUCGAGGAUGAACAGCUGUUAGGAGAGAUCGAUUCCCUGAGGGCUGAGUUGGUGCAAAAGGACCUUGGAGUUGAAACUUUGAUGAAGGAUGGUGGAAUUGAGACGCUGAUCACGACUUUGAAGAAGAUGAAUUUUCCCUUGCAAUCCUUGGAAGCCAAGGAGCUUUUCCGAGUUGGACAGAUGCAACAAGGCCCCUUGUCGCGCCAGACAGGGGAGUCAGUGACUUCCUUCAUUUCAAGACGUCGCAGAUGGUGGCGCCAGGUGAAGGAGCUCGACUCCAACAUGCUGAUUUCCGAUCAGAUGCGUGCCGAGCUUCUCAUCGAGAGCGCUGGUUUGACCAAGCAGGAGCAGCUCAUGAUCAGGACUGCUGCCAAGAACCAUACUUUUGAUGACUAUGCAGCCAUCUUGCUUGAGCACCAUGGGAGAAUCCAUUUGAUGAAGGAUUCCAGACCCCUUGCGCCGCAGUACAAGUCCAGUACCAACUACCCCCAGAAGAAAGGACAGUCCAAAGGGUCGCAAAAGCCCCGGUAUGGAAACAACCGCACAGCUCAUUGGUCAGAAGCCAAUGAGGAGACCUGGCAUGAUCCAGAGGAGUAUCACGGAGAAGAUGAGCACGAAGAAACCUACGAUGAACAAGGGUAUUUUGCCCACAACGAUGAAUCAGAACAGCCCACUGAGUGGGACUACGUCGAACAUGAUGACACCGCAGCUGCCUUGGUCACCAUGGCCGAGUGUGACCAUGAUGAGACACCAGCUGAAGGGCUGGAUGAUCUUGCAGAAGUUGCCCAACAGCUCUAUGUAGGUUACAUGGCCGCUGGCACCCACAAGGGGAAGACCAAGGGUUUCAAAGGCAGGGAUAAAGGCAAAGGCAAAGGAAAGCACAUUUUCCGAACACAGCUCAGUGUACAGGAUCGAGUCAAGCGUUUGGCAGAGCCGAAAGCUCGUUCCAAAUGCCUCCGAUGCGGAAGUACAGGACACUGGGCAGGUGACCCCAUUUGCAAAUUCCCCAGCCAGGGGAAGAAACCGCCUGUCAAGCCCCAGGCAUCCAAGCCUGGUGUAGGAUAUAUGGCAAUCAGUGAUGAGGAGUCAUCUGCAGGUGAGUAUGGUGUUUUGCAUGUGCGUUCACGACAGGACCAGGAGAAGGAACACUCUGCUUUCAUGGCUUACAGGACCCCAGCUUCCAGACGUUCUGCAAAGGCACCGCCUUCAGCAGGUGGAUCAGCUGACUCAGGUGAUUUCAGCAUGGUCAGUGACACCCGCAAGGACAGAGCACGUCGGACCCGUGUCCCAGCCUCUGCACAGGGAAGUGAAAGCUUGCCUGAUGGUCUGCGGAGCAAUGCCUACAUUCAGGUCAAGACGUGCCUGGACUGUGGGCACCAGACUAGGACAAAGCGGGUGCAAGUUUUCACUGAACGGCCUGAGACAUGCAGACAUCAGGGCUUGGACAAACGUGGAAGUAGCAAGUUUACUGCACGGCUCUUUUGUAAGCAAUGUGGCACGUUUGUAGAUGAGAUGCCCCAAGCAGAAGCUAGGAGGAGACGUCAGUUGGAACAGGAUAUUGCCGCACUUGCCUCAAGUGCCAUUGACACCACUGAAAGGGUGAUCACAGCUGAAAAGGAUGAUGUUUGUUUGGACCAAGAGGGAGCAUACCACAUGAUGACCAUUUUCCAACAAGAUCUUGACUUAGAGCUGCAGUCAGGAGAACCUGUGCGUGCCGCCUUUGUUUAUGAGAUCCUUGCAAAUGCCAUUGAGGCUGUCCGAGAGGCAGACCCCGAGCACUGCUUCAUGGCAGUGGCAUUGUCACCCAUGGAUGACCAGAUUGUUGGACCUGCUUUGCGUGUGGUUGACAUUUGGAAUGAUGAAGGUGUUUGGGCAGUGUUGGAUGAAGGUUGCAACUUAACUGUUUGCGGUUCAGAAUGGAUGGAACGUGCUGUUGAGGCAUAUGCUGCCGUAGGGUAUGAUGUUGGGAAGGUUUCUGAUGAGACCAAGCCUUUCAAGGGUUUGUCAGGAGUCACCAAAACCCAUGGCAGUUACCGCAUCCCUUUUGCUCUCACUUUUGUCAACAACAAUCAGAAGUUGCCUGGUAUCAUGGAAACUCAUGUCAUUGAUGGCAAGAUACCAUUGCUGUUGUCACAACAUGCACAGGCAGCAAUGAGUUUGGUCAAAAUGAUGGAUGGAAGCAAAUGCACGGUAGGUCUAGGAGGACCAGAGGUUGAACUUUGCCGAGUGAAAGAAUCAGGAUUACUUUGCAUCAACUUGUCAAGUGCAUUGACGAGGUUGAAAGACAGGAAACUACCCCCAAGCUUGAAGGAGUUGAGACUUUCCUCGAGCGCGCCAACUGCUUUCCCAGCCAUGCUCGAGUCUGGCAGCACAAUCCCGGUGCUGAUCUCUUGUGGCAAAGAGUUUGACCGCACAAUUGCGGAUUUUGUGGAGUCCAACGCCUACAACAGAGGCAGAACGGUUGCAGCUUCAUUUGGCCUUUCUACAAGGACCACCUGGCUUGUGAACGUACUGAAGUUUGGGGAUCCUCACCAUGACCCCUCACUUCGAGGCCAUGUGUGUUGCCACCACGAGAUCUUGAAAGGUUUCUUUGAAAGCCAAGCCGCUAUGGUCGAGAUGCUGCGCAUUUUGGUGGAGACAAAGGACAAUGUCGGCAUGGUGGUUUACUGCAACAAGAACCGGCACCGCUCUGUUGGAGUGAGUUGGAUGCUUGCUUCGGCAUAUGGUGUGACCACAGGCGAUGAGAUCAGUGUGACUCAUGCAAAUGCAGCCGUGUCGUGGUCUCCGAUGUCUGGGAGUUGCAAAGGUGAAUGCAUGGAAUGCCGCCAUGAGUCUGCUGAAGUUCGAGAAGCAGCCAACGUUUGUGUCCAAGCGCUGGUGGAGUCAUACUUGAAUGCGGAGCCAGAUGAGGCUACACUGGCCAGAGUGCGCACAAGGAGAGGAAAGAGCCGAUUGCGAUCCGGUCUAGGACACCAACUCGCCGUGCAGCACCUCGCUCAGCACGAGACCGAGAGGCCGCAGCUCACGCCUAUCCUUGGCCAGGCUAUGCUUCGUCGAGGGCUUCGAGCACCAGGCAGUCACCGGGAGGAAGAGACACCCCCGGCGAAUGAGUUACUUGAAACUAUGAAGGCGAUGCAGAAGCAGUUGGACGAGCUGAAGAAGGAGAAGGGAGAGACGUCACACCGACGUCGGCGACGUUCGCGUAGCCAUUCGCGCGGGCGCCGUCGACGAUCAAGGACCAGAAGCGAUUCACGUGACUCAAGGAGGAGGACAUCAAGGAGGCCAAGAACACCCUCACCUCCGCGUGCUGAGCUUCGUGGACGUCCACCUCUUCCAAGGCCACCUUCGGUUCCACCGCCUGACAGAAGCCGCUCGGAGAGCGAGCGCCACUGGCCAAAGCAGUCCGGAUACAGCGGAUACAACGCGUAUGUUGCAAACCGCUGGCCUGCUCACUGGAAGUUCCCAGUGCUGCGACAGGGCCCCGAGUCUUGGAAUCGAAGGGUUCAAGUUGGAAAGACACCUGUGGAGUUGCUGGACGAGCUGUACUUCGCCGAGAACAAGGGAUGGGGCUUCAAGUCGCGAUGCUUGAGGUGGAUUGGCCCCUAUUUCCCUGCUUGGAGGGCCAACCAUGAGUCCAACGUCAAGGUUGUCGUUUUGGGAGAAGAUCCUGCGCCUUGUCAGUUCACCACUGAUCUGAUGAAGGAUGAAAUGCCAUGGACGGUCACUACGUUUGACUACGUGGCAGGGCAAUGGACCCUGACUGGUGUGCGUGAACCUUGCACAGAGCCACCAGCUUGGAACCAGGAGGCCCAGUCGAGGAUCAUGAUCUUUGCACUCGGUGAUGCACUCACCGAGGAAGUUGAUGACGAUGAUCUUGCAGCCGAUGCUGGCGAUGGAGAUGGCCAACAGCCAGAUGACCCGAAGGAUGAUGAACCUUGUCGCCAGAGGAGCACGAGGAGGAGAUCCAUGACCCUCCAGAAGCAGGGAACGCAACAGAGUACCCUGGUCAGGAAGGUUCAGCAAUGCUUGGUGUUGAGUUGCCAGCUGCUGGGAAUGAACCCCCAGUUCAAGAGAGACUUCGACAAGCAGCUGACUGUGCAGCCACCUGGACAGGAGAUCGUCCUAUCACCAACUUCAGAGGUUGAAGACAACGAUGUGGUGGAGCGUUGUGGCCCACCUGUGGUGGAAGCAAUGUACGGUGUUGACUGCGGAGAUUGUCAUUCGCCCUGGAAAACCCAUGAUGGAGUAGAGACCCUGGACAUCCAGGAGGAUUGGUCGAAGACACGCAAGAAGCUGAUUGAGACAGUUCCCAAAAGCCCUACUGCAGCAGACCUUCAAGAGGAGAUUCUGACCUGGGAUCAAUCAGAGGCAAUUGAAGAUGAUGAGGAGGAUUUGGACCCCUCAUCUGAUGACAUGCAAGUGCAACCCAUGGAUGAUUCAGUUGACUUGGAAAAGCUGACACCAGCUGAACAAGAGUCCCUAGCGCUUGACCUGCUUAAUUUGCCAGGAACCAUCGACGAGCAGAAGCGCAGAGCACUGUGGAGAAGGCUCCGACAGCGCACGCGCAUUGCCAUCAGGCGCUUGCACCGUCAGUUUGGACACCCAACGCCUCAGACCCCGAGAGCGAUUUUGAAGGCAGGCAAGGCACCUGCUGAGUUGAUUGAAAGUGCACGCCUGGUCAGAUGCACGGUUUGUGAAGAUACCAAACCACGCCCCAGAGAGCAUCCGGUAGGACCCAAGUUCCAAUUUGAGUUCAGUGCUUGCGUAGGGAUGGACGUUGCUGAGGCCAGUUCUGAUGGUGGCAACAAGUACUUCGUACUCAGCUUUGUGGGCAUUGCCACUGGGUUCCACUUGGCUGAAGUUGUCAAAGUUGGAGGUGGAAUGCCAACAUCAGAGCGUUGCGCCGAUGCCAUGGUUAGCCGUUGGGUUAGCUGGGCCGGCUGGCCAAAACAAGUCACCUGCGACAGGGGUAUGCAUAACCGUGGCGAGGUACAGUGCCCAGGCAGUGUGACUGACCUGGAGGAGGCAGGAAACCUUGGAGUGUUGGAAGACUCACUUGACCCGUCAGCCCGCUUUCACCUGAACCAUGCAGCCCGCAUGGCAGCCCAAAAAGCAUUCGUGCACCUGGACACGUCUUCACGCAUCCAAAGAGCACUGCUGCGAAAUGCAGCUGUACAGGACAAAACCUUCAAUGUUGGAGAUCUUGUGGUGUACCACCGUGACAACCAAGUCGGUGGGACGAUUUGGUCUACCGCUUCGCGCAUCAUAGGCAAAGAUCCACACCGAGGUCUUUGGCUUCUGCAUGAAGGUGUUCCCGUUUUGGUUGCUGAAAACAAGGUGAGAUCAGCAGAUGAAUCCGAGACCCUGGCAUACUCACUGCUGAACAACAUCCCAGUUUUGCCUGAAGUGAUCGUGUCUGGCCCCCAACAACAGAGAUACCUGAAGGUUGCCGACGAAGCGCCAUCGAGCUCAGCAGCAGGAAGUGUUCGAGGGCAGAAACGUGAGACAGAAGACAUCUUGGAACCCUCAGUGUUUGAAAUGAAAGAUAAGAUGGGCAAGGCUGCCCGGUCUGCACCCAAGACGCCCGGAGCGUUGGAGGGAGAUGUCAUGAUGGCAGAUGUGGAAACGAAGGAUCACUGGAGAAUCAGUGACACUUGUGCGAUCCGAGUUCAUGUUGAGCCAAGGUUCAAGGACUACAACCCCCUUCAUGAGGGAGGAGUACCAGAGGGGUAUCUUGCUGGUUCCGCAUGCAAGGUGCGGAAGAUCUUCACAGAUGGCUCUGUGAAGGACUUCGCUAAGUUUUCUGCGUUUGCUGCCCAUCGUGUGGGUUCCGAUGCCGCUGCUGCAACACAAGAGGGAAAGGUCGCGAAGACCUUGAACAUCAACGACGUGGAUGAAGAAACCCGCACGACUUGUCAGUUGUGGAAACUUCGAGAGUGUCAAUGUGUCAACAAGGAGGAGAUUCGCUGCGACAGCCCGACGUCGGAGCCAUUGUCACAUCUGGUGCUGUGUACCUGGGGCGCCCUAAGUAGCUAUGCUGCUGCGCGCAAGCUUCGACUUCGAACGGCGGAUAUCACGAACAUCCCUGCGGAUGCGGCGCUGAUGUGCCGAGUCCCGGUCUAUGGAACGAAAGAUGCUGGACGAGGUUUUUAUCUGCGGAUGAACGCCGAGAUCCUAGCACGAGGAUUUGUGGCUUCUCAGAUUUGCCCCGCGACAUACUAUCUCUUCGGCAAGGCCCAACAUCUUGCCGCUAUGAUGUGUACGCAUGUGGAUGACCUCAUCUUCGCCUACACAGGCGAAGGCAAGGAAGCCGUAGAUGCAAUCCUCAGCCGCUUUUCGGUUGGGAAGAUCAAAGAAGGUUCGUUCCGCUACUGCGGACGCCGAGGACUGGCCUGGAUCAGCCGCUAUGGUCGGCCAGAUCUUUCUUACCGCGUGAAUGAACUUCAGCGUUGUUUCCAUUCCAAAAGCACAGUUCAGAGCCUGAAGGACGCCGACAGGGUUGUAGAGCUUGCUUUGCAGGGAAGUGACUUCAAGAUCACUUUCAAGACUGAUUGGAUCGAUUGGAAGGAUCUUGCGGUCGUUGCCUUUUCCGACGCCAGCUUUGCAAAUGAAGCUGAGUUCAAGAGCCAACAGGGACGCAUCCACUACAUCACGUCCCGCAGUGAUGUGAAGUUGGGUGAGCACAAAUUUCACCUGAUUGGGUUUGGAUCGUCGACCCUGAAGAGAGUUUGUCGAGCUACUCUGCAGGCUGAGGCAUAUGCUCUGCAGGGAUCAAUUGAAUCUGGAGACAAACUUCGAGCCUUGCUUUGUGAGUUGACUGGCCAUUUGAAAACAGUCAAGGAGUGGUAUGAACAGAGCCAACGCGCAAUGCUGCAUCUGUACUUUACAGAUUGCAGCUCCCUGAGCGAUCACUUGUCUUGUGAAGUUGCACGUAAGGUGCAGGACAAGCGCUUGGGUAUUGAGCUCUCUGCACUGCGACAAGCUUUGUGGAUCAAUGCUGAGAAGACAUCCGAGAAGUACCACCCAGCAGGGGAUGAUAUCGAAUGGAUCGACACUGGCAGGCAGUUGGCAGGCUGCCUGACCAAGAGCAUGAAACCUGACUUUUUGAUCAGGGUGCUUGCUGCGGGGUACAUCAACGUGAAAAAGCCGAACUGA